AUGGCGAUGGCGAUGGCGGCGCUGGCGGCGGCGGCGGCCUGGGCGGGCUGCGCCUGGCGGGUGGCCCUGACGCCCGGCAUCCCCGCCGGCGCCCGCCGCCACGUCUUCGCCCGGCAGCACCCCGAGGCCUCCGUGGCCGCCGUCUUCGAGGCGCUCACCGACACGGCCGUCGACAUGGCCGCCGACAACGCGCACUACUUCGGCUUCCCCUACUACCUCGAGAUCCGGCUGAGCUGCGCCAGGCAGGAGCCCGAGCGGGCGACGCGGCGGGCGCACCUGCGGGGGCUGUGCCCCGUCGUCACCGUCACCUUCGAGGAGCCCGUGCACCCCGUGCGCCAGAAGCCCGAGCGGCUGCAGAUCAAGAUGCGGGCGGUGCCGUACCGCCAUCCCACGCCCUGCGACAGCGAGGAGCUCUGCCGCCUGCGCUGGUACACCCCCAUGCCCAUGGUGAACGGCAGCGCCGUCAUGGACGUCUGGGUGCAAAGCAACAUGCCGGACUUCGGCAUCAGGCAGCGGAGGUUUUCCGUCAACGUCAACGGCUACGUGAAGGAGACGGAGAAGGGGCCGCAGUGCACCAUCGGGCACCGGGUCACGAAGCUGAAGGAGCUGAUGGAUGAGUACAGCCCCUCGCGGCCCUUGUGGGCAACCGUGGACAAGGCCCCGGUCCUGAUCCUCGGCGGUUUCUCCAAAAACAAGGUCAUCUUGCUCUCCGAUACGAAGUUCGAGGAUUUAAUCGCUGUGGAGGUCGACAUCGACAGCUGCUGGAUCGGGUCCCUCACCUGCCCCUGGACCGAGUUCUCCUCCACCAUCUUGGACGCCAUCGCCACCGAGAGCACCCUCUUCAUCCGCCAGAACCAGCUGGUCUACUACUUCACGGGGAAUUACUCCAUCCUGCACAUGGACACGCAGGGAUCGACCCUCUGGACCCGCGUGCUCAACCGCGUCUGCGUGAGUAAGCUGAACCCCGUCCCCUUCUCCCACAACGGCUCCGAGUACGUGAUCGCCAUCGGCGGGGGCCAGCAGAAAGCGGAGUUCUUCCUCGGCACCGUUCGAGACGGCGUGGUUCACUUCUCCGACUCGAUCAGGGCUGAAAAGAAGACGGUGUGCGAGUACUUCGAGUUUUCAGCAUCCUGCAAGAUCCAGUGGGCAGUCUACAUCCCCGAGGAGAACAAAACCCUUCUGCUGGUGCAGCAGGAGAAACACAACACUACCUCUUACCACAUUGUCGCAUGCGAGCACGAAAACCUGCAUUUCUCCAUCGUGUACAACGUACCCUACUUCCGGCCCAAAGCCACGGAGAAGUCGUUCGUGAUGCUGAUGGGCUUCGAGGAAUACAGCGACACUCCCAUGGUGCUGCGAGGCUUGUCCUACAAUCCCUUCAGCACCAUCUUCUACAUCUGGGGCAACGCCAUACUGCAAAGCUACGACAUUAAAAACUACAUUUUCCUCUCCGAAUUCUCCGGCGAGUCCGUCAUCAAAUACUUCAUUCAGUCGUACAGGGGGGAGAUCGUGUGCGUGACUGAGACGGAAGAGGUCUGGUUCUUCAUGGAGGGCAGCUCGGUCAUCGAGAAGGUCUUCCCCAGCAGAGCUUGGAGCAUGUAUGCCAGCAUCCAGCUCCUCAAGGGCUCCCAUUACUACGGCGUCCAAGAGUCUUCCCUGAGCUUCUUCUACAGCCAGGAAGGGCUGCAGCAGCUCGUUUACGUACUCAAAAAGGGCGACAAGAACGGGAGGAUCGUCAAGAGGAAGUUUCCCAUCACCUACAUCCUCUCGCACCGCUGCUUCUACUCCCACCACUAUUCCUCCAGCAGCAGCCUCGGGCUCAAGUUCAUCGGCUUCACCAACCUCUGCCCUUUCACCGUCAUGAAGUUCAGGGACCUGCCCAAGCCGCAGCGCUUCAGCCGUCUGGAGCACUACCGCGCCGAGCCGCCGGUCGUCAUGGACGAAACGGGAUUCCACAACAACAAGUCCCUGGCUGUGUAUCAGGGCCUCGUUUUCCACCUCCUCUGGCUUCACUCCGACUACAACCGGCCUUACGCUGAUCCUGUCCACGACCCAACGUGGCGCUGGUGGAAAAACAGAAAGCAAGACGCGGAUUACUACCUCUACCUGGCCAGCAUGGGCAGCUCCCCGGGGGGCCUGUACAUCAACAUGGAGCACUACGUGAAGAUCUAUGACCUGCGCUCCAACAACGAGCUGCCUGAGCAGAUCUACCUGGACAAGAGCGACGUGUACAGCUUCUCCGUGACCCUCAGUAUCCGCUCCACCAGAGAGGAGAACAUGUGGGAGAAGAACUUCCUCAGCAGUGUGAAGCUCACGGUGGUCCUCUCACACCCCUUCAACCUGGUCUUCUUCCUCCAAAGGAGGAACCUGGUGAACCGGGCCUCGGUGCUCUAUAAGGUGAGCAUCCAGGACACGGCACUGUACCCGCAGCAAGAGCUCAGCGGGAAGAACUUGCUGAAGAGCUCCAUGGUGCUAAAGGUGGUGAACUCGGCGACAAACUGUUACCAGUACUCGGAGUCAGGACCAGCGCUGCAGGGCUACAAGAUGGUGCCCGUGUACAUCGGCUGCCCGCCGGGCAAGCGCAUGGCUUUCGACAUCACCAACACCCUCAAACACACCACCAGCAUGAACAAACGCUACUUCAACUGCGUGGGCCAGAACUCCGAGAUGCCGUGCUUCUUCUUCGAGGACGUGUUUUACCCUCUCUUCCUGAUCCAGGACAUGGUGACAGGGGACUCGGGGUCCUUCUCGGGACGGUACACGCUGAAGGUCAUCGGUGGCGGCCCGAACUCGGAGGAUGCCAUCGUACGCUACAAACCUGAGGACAUCUGGAAGUACAACAGCCCUCUCUCCAGCACAGAAUCGAGCCUGAUAUGGCAAAAAGCUGACAGAGUGAUGUCCGAGACCGACCCCCAAGGAUACCCCAUACACUCCAGCACAAGCAACGGCAUCAGGUGGCUGUGCCAGAGGAACUCGCCGUGCCACGACGUCUCGCCCGUGGGGCUGACGGCCCCCAGCUACUUCUUCUUGGUGGUGGUGUCCAACAAAGACGUGGACACGUCCACCUACUGCGACUACGACCUGGAGUUCGUCAUCCACGUGCACGGGCUGCAGCUCAGCUCCACCAGGAAGCUGUAUUUCAUGAAGAUGACCAUGAGCACGCUGAUCGGCCUCAUCACCGUCUACUUCUUCUACUGCCGGGCGGGGAGGAAGAUCAUGGCGUCCUUCUUCAACAUGGUGCGCAAGCUGGAGGAGGCGUCCGCGCUGUCGGCAGGCUCCACCAGCACCAGCGUCUCCUCGGUGAUGAGCAGGAUGGAGCCCAGCGACUACCUGCUCUCCACCAACUCGGUCCACAGCGCCGUCAGCGAGCCGGUCCACCGCAGGCAGAUGUGA
This is a messenger RNA of Rhea pennata, 3393 nucleotides long. RefSeq names its product cation channel sperm associated auxiliary subunit gamma (gene CATSPERG). NCBI's taxonomy places the organism in Eukaryota, Metazoa, Chordata, Aves, Rheiformes, Rheidae. The coding region runs from base 1 to 3393 and encodes 1130 amino acids. The record is from RefSeq and is a predicted model, not a curated record. The transcript has 29 exons. Gene Ontology annotation, cellular component: motile cilium; sperm principal piece; CatSper complex.